Molecule: messenger RNA, 2126 nt
Organism: Myotis brandtii (Brandt's bat)
Lineage: Eukaryota; Metazoa; Chordata; Mammalia; Chiroptera; Vespertilionidae
Gene: NR2E1
Product: nuclear receptor subfamily 2, group E, member 1
Exons: 9
Coding region: 1-936 (311 amino acids)
Biological process (GO): anatomical structure development; cell differentiation; negative regulation of transcription by RNA polymerase II
Molecular function (GO): zinc ion binding; RNA polymerase II cis-regulatory region sequence-specific DNA binding; nuclear receptor activity
Source: RefSeq, a predicted model, not a curated record
AUGGGACCUGCCUUCAUUAAUAGUCCAGGAGGCUGCCCCGUGGACAAGACGCACAGAAACCAGUGCAGGGCAUGUCGGCUCAAGAAGUGUUUGGAAGUCAACAUGAACAAAGAUGCCGUGCAGCACGAGCGGGGCCCUCGGACGUCCACCAUCCGCAAGCAGGUGGCCCUCUACUUCCGCGGACACAAGGAGGAGAACGGGGCGGCCCUGGCCACGGUGUCCGCCACGCCCGAGCGGCAGACCCUCGUGAGCCUGGCUCAGCCCACGCCCAAGUACCCCCAUGAGGUGAAUGGGGCCCCCAUGUAUCUCUAUGAAGUGGCCACAGAGUCAGUGUGUGAAUCCGCUGCCAGGCUUCUCUUUAUGAGCAUCAAGUGGGCGAAGAGCGUACCAGCUUUCUCCACCCUGUCUUUGCAAGACCAGCUGAUGCUUUUGGAAGAUGCUUGGAGAGAACUGUUUGUUCUAGGAAUAGCACAAUGGGCCAUUCCGGUUGAUGCUAACACUCUACUGGCUGUAUCUGGCAUGAAUGGUGACAACACAGAUUCCCAGAAGCUGAACAAGAUUAUAUCUGAAAUACAGGCUUUACAAGAGGUGGUGGCUCGGUUUAGACAACUCCGGUUAGAUGCUACUGAAUUUGCCUGUCUGAAAUGCAUCGUCACUUUCAAAGCUGUUCCUACACAUAGUGGUUCUGAACUGAGAAGUUUCCGGAAUGCUGCUGCCAUUGCAGCUCUUCAAGACGAGGCUCAGCUAACUCUCAACAGCUACAUCCAUACCAGAUAUCCCACUCAACCCUGUCGCUUUGGAAAGCUUCUGUUGCUUUUGCCAGCUUUACGUUCGAUUAGCCCAUCAACCAUAGAAGAAGUGUUUUUCAAAAAAACCAUCGGCAAUGUGCCAAUUACAAGACUGCUUUCAGAUAUGUACAAAUCCAGUGAUAUCUAAGCUCUUCAAGUUCCCACUUUCCAGUAUGGGAUAGUCUCUGAUGAACUUCCAUCCACGGAGAACACGCUUCAACUAACCAACCCUUCGGGAAGCAUAUAUCUGGGGGUGUGGAGCCUUCCGGAGAAGACAUCCAUGGACACAACAGUUUCAGCAGCUUUGACCUGCUGCUGCCUCAUCCAGGGCAGGGCAGCCCAGAAGGACGGCCUGAGCAGAGAACUCGCUGCUGCCACGCCCUGGGAGGGCACACAUGGAGGGUUGCCACUGGCCGUGCCACUCUGCUGGAAGAUCCGUCUGAACUAUCAAACACUGAAACACGAGUAGAACUUCCUUUUCGUUUUUAGUGUAUAAAGUUGGGUAACCAAAUAGAGCUCUGUGUAUAACACCAUGCAGCAGCCUUGAGAACUAUCUUAUGAACUAGACUUUAUUGUAAAAACAAUGGUUAGGUUUAAAAUAAAAAAAGUUUUAUCAAAAUUUUCCCAUCUAUUGUAAUACAUCAUUAAGUGGCCUUCAGAACUGAGUUAAUAAGUGAAAGGUAGAUUAUGCCGUGAGAUUUGCUUUUUCUCUAUCUUUUUUUCCUUUCUCUUUCUUUUCUUCUUCUUUUUAAUACCAUAGGCCAGGCAACCUUGUCAAAGGAUUGGUGGACGAAAAUGAAAUUCUCACCAGAACUUCAGUUUGGAUAACAUCUCAAAAAUAGAAGAGCUUUACUAAAAAAACAAGAGUCGAGGGAGGAAGACUAAAAACAGCAAAACCAAAUAAAGCGGAGGUGAAAGAUUGAGGCAGAUUGCUGUCCCAUGAAAAUAGUGCUGAAACCAAAGGCAAUGAGGGUCCAAGCUCGUGUUUCAGUGAAUCACAUCAGACAGGAAACCAACACAGAUGUGAUGUUGAAUGGAACGUCAAAGAGAUGAGCACUAAGAGGUUUCUCGAUUGAUCCACUGCUAACAGCCUGAGACUCUUAAAUGCCUUUCAGAAAACUGGUUUCUAGUAAAGCCUUGAAUGUGUGUGUGCAUGCACACAUACACACGCACACCACUACCACCACCACCACCACCACCACACACCCCAUUCUACAUUGUAAGCUGCUCCUUUGGUAUGAAACUAUACUUAUGAAAAUGUAGAAACAAACAUUUUAAAAUAGCUGCUGUACUUUUCACAUUUUGAUUUAGUAGUUUCUAGCACUGAGGAAAACUAUU